AUGGAACCGACCGGCGAUAAGUCCGGCGAUUUGGAGCGCAGGCGGUCGACUCGGGCAUCAGUGAGGGUAUCAGUCGACCACAGAGACGAGGACUACGACUACGACCUUGCGCUGGAAGGAGGCACAGUUGCCGACGGGUUUCGACCGCCACAGGCUGGCGUGCCAUCAUCACCACCACCACCACCGUCGGCACCAUCCCUCACUUCGACUUCGUCCACGACACUCGUCUCCCCGGGGACUGCAAACUCAACAUCGAGCAGUAUCCGGUCUUCGAGCACCGCCAAGCCUCACGGUCCUCGGUUCUCGCUCCUCGUCAGAAGUGAAUCCAACGCAUUAUCCCGUCAAACGACGGGUUCAACCGGCUCGACCGUGUAUUUUCCCGAAGAUGGCCCAUACCAAGGUCCGUCGAGUGCAUCGCACCCAUAUCACAUGUAUACGCAGAAUGUGCGGCCAGAAAGGACGCUCAGCAUGACCACAUCAUCGACGAACCCCAUGUCGGAAUCGUCGUAUCGAGGGCCCAGGGGGCCAAGUCACCCCUACGGACUCUACCCGCAAAGCGAUAACAUCGAGCCCGGAUUGGGUCGAACGGAUGCAAUCCCUCUGGGAUUUCGAGGACUGCAGCCCGAUCCGUACCAACGACGGGUCGGACCUGAAGGGGAAGAAGUUGGCGACAUGAUCGGGCCAGACGGGCAUACAGAGCAACUUCCACCGUACACGCGAUACCCGGAUGCCACAUACGCGCGCAAGGUGGCGGCGGCCGAUGGUGCCUUUGAAGCGGCCACCGGUGCCACAAUCCUCCCGGCGGAUGUCACACCGACUUCAUCGCCGGCCCCGACUAUCCGCGGUGCAGGUGGCCUUGGAUUAGCUACGAGAAACCCGGAGUUCGAGCCGGUAGAUGAGCUCGACUCGCCAAGAUCGCGUUUAUCUACGCGCAGCUUUCGAUCGGACGAGAGCAUGCGAGGGAUCCGGUUGGACGAUGAGGCCGUGUCGGAAAAGAACCGGCCGCCCAAGGGGUGGCAGCUCUGGAUGAGAAAGAAGGCCUGUGGCGCCAUCCCGUACUGGGCCAUGUGCUUAACAGGCAUUGUCCUCCUGGUCUUAUUCGUCGUACUCGGUGCCGUGAUUGGGACCUUUCUAUCGAACAAAUCAGACCCACCGCCACAUAGGAACCCGGUCUGGGGCCCACCGGAUGAUACGAUACCCAUUUUCCCCCCUCCAGACCUACCGCCCCUGGCCACAGGCACUUUUGCUCUCCCCCUCAUGACGAGCCGGGUGUCCAACACGUGCUUUGAGGACCCGACUCUGUCGCAAGCCUGGAGCUGCCAGCUCGUCGUGUCUGGGAUGCAAAUGAGUGUUUCCCGGCACGGCGAUGAUUACCACGCUUGGCUGGACUCUAAUCGCUCGUACACCUUGUCAGAAAAAGUCUAUGCGUACGGGGAGCAGCCUCCAUCAAUCCAGAAACCGCUCACUCUUGAGGUGGUCCAGGACCGGUUCGAGUCGGCACGUGGGCCCGCCUGGUUUCAAAAAACGCUGUACAACAAGACGGUGGUCCUUCCAGAAGACUGGCUCAAUUUGGGGGAUGACGACAACAGCAACAGUGGCGCCCAGCAGAGAAGGGCUCGUCACGUUACCAUUGUUGAUGGGGAUAUACCCAGCUUAGCGCGCAAGGGGGUCGCACAGCCAGGCGAGAAGCCGUGGAUUUGCAGCUGGCCGAAUACUUACCUUGAGCUCUUCAUCUACCCCCUGCAGAACUCGAGUUUUUCCAACUGGCCUGGGUCCGAAUCAGCAUCUGCUUCGUCGACAGCCCCAGAUUCAACCACCACCCCACCACCGCCAGAACACUCAACCACUGGGACCGAAGAUGAAGCAAACAGCUCGCCCUCCGGACCACCGCCUGGUGUCUACACACCGCACGACAACACCGAUCUCAACGACCCGGAUCUUAAACACAAACAGUUCCAUACCCCACAGAACUAUGCCCGCCGGCCCAAUCCCACGCCUGCUCCCCACGACGACUACGACGAUAAAACCAAGACUUCCUCCACCACGGCUUCUAACACCCACACAACAACCUCGACUGGCACCCCCGCCAACCCGCUCGGUCCCAUCGACACGGGCAUUCCCUCUGCUGCUCUAUCGCCCCCGUACCCCCGUGUCAUAAAACUCGCUGAGCGCCGGCUGCCAGCUCCACCACCGCCACCGCCGCCUCCACCACCACGAUGCACACAAGUAGAGAUCGGUGCACACGGGGAGAAGGCAAAGCCGGUACUCGGCCCAGAUGGGAUGCCGCUGGUGGUGGAGAUCGUGGAGUCAGCGCCGUUGGGGCCGCCCCCUCCGCCUGCGGGUCCUACUACCUAUGGGGAGGGUGCUGCGAUUGACGUGAAGAAACGGGGAUUGGGGCAUGUUGAUGCCGGGGAUAUUUAUGGGAGGGAUGAGGGACCGAAUCCGGGACCAACCCCGGACCCAAAUCAUGGUCCGGGUCCGGAUGUUAGUCCGUGUGGGUGCGUGUGGUUUUUGACAUGA
Dichotomopilus funicola is the source of this 2520-nucleotide messenger RNA. RefSeq lists its product as uncharacterized. The transcript is spliced from 3 exons. Bases 1 to 2520 code for a protein of 839 amino acids. NCBI's taxonomy places the organism in Eukaryota, Fungi, Ascomycota, Sordariomycetes, Sordariales, Chaetomiaceae. The record is from RefSeq and is a predicted model, not a curated record.